Molecule: messenger RNA, 1412 nt
Organism: Vitis vinifera (wine grape)
Lineage: Eukaryota; Viridiplantae; Streptophyta; Magnoliopsida; Vitales; Vitaceae
Product: F-box protein At5g07610
Exons: 2
Coding region: 221-1294 (357 amino acids)
Molecular function (GO): protein binding
Source: RefSeq, a predicted model, not a curated record
GCAAACCCUUGGCUCUAGCCUAUAGUCAAGCCCCGGUCUUCUCCAAAGCUUUCCUAAUUAGAAAACUUACAAAAGCACCCAAUUCAAACCUCUCUCUAGAGUCUAUACCCACCAACCCCUGCCCCUCUCAGAAUCAAAUCGAUUGAGAUUUUCCAAAUGCAACCUGAUAGGUGUGAAGUCUGAUCUCAUAUCAAGCUGUGGAAAUUUGACUGAAAGUUGGAUGGAUCGAGGAAAGAGACCUAGUAAGUCCAUUGUAGGUGGGAACAAUAAGAUCUACAUGGACCUGAAAGACAUAAUAAGGGAGUAUACUCUCCCUUUUCUUCCUGCAAAAUCGCUUUUCAGGUUCACAGGGGUUUGUAGGGACUGGAAGAUGCAGAUCUCAACACCCUUCUUUGCCCACAACCAGUCAAAUUCGUUCCAUGCUGUGUCAGGCCUCUUUUAUCAAAUCGCUGGCGAGCCACCCUCAUUCAUCUCACUUGAUCCAAAGGCUUAUGGUGUGCCUGACCCGUCUUUGAAGUUCUUGCCUGUUCCAGUUGACAUCAGAGCCUCUUGCAAUGGACUACUCUGUUGUCAGGCUCGCACUGGGGACAAGGCCUACUAUAUGUGCAACCCUGCUACCAAAAUGUGGAAAAAAUUACCUAAACCAGAUGCUGAUCAUGGGACUGACCCUGCCCUUGUGGUCAUUUUUGAACCAUCCUUACUCAAUUUUGUGGCUGAUUACAAGUUGGUUUGUGCAUUCCCAUCCACUGAUUUUGAUGAUGGAUAUGAAUUUGAGAUAUAUUCCUCUGCAGAAGGAUGUUGGAGAAUUUCUCGGGAGAUUUGCCUUGGGGAUAGGAAACUCCUGCCAAGCCCAGGUGUUCAUGUGAAUGGCAUUGUCUACUGGCAAAUGAAGCAUGGCGUGCUAGUUGCUUUUGAUCUUGCAAGAGAGCGGUCACAACUCAUCUAUGGCAUGAAAGGGGCCUUGUGUGUGAUGCAAGGGAAGCUUUGUUCAGUUUCCAUGCAUGGCUGGACUGUAACUGUGAACGUGUUGUCUAAUGUCUACUCAAACACCAUGGAAAUGCAUAGCAAGGCCAGGACAUGGGUGCAGAAACGACUCAUCAAUUUAGACCCUUCAGCUCUUGGUGCGGGUUCCUGCAAGCAGCCAUCAGUGGUGUUUGCUGACAGUGAUACAGUGGUGAUUCACGACGGGACUACAAUCUUUUCUUAUGACAUGAAGAGCAAAGAAACUUCGGCCUUGGGCAGUGCAGUUGGGACGAGGCUGAUUGCAUAUGUGAAUAACCUUGUCCAUGUGUAGUUAGGGCCUUCUCUUCUCAGUCUUUUGUUUCUCACUUGAUACAAUCUCUAGCCAUGAAACUUGAAUCAUGGGCAAUCGGAUUUGGUGAUAAUGUUUUAAUCCAUGAAGGUUGGUGCGA